This is a messenger RNA of Talaromyces rugulosus, 1599 nucleotides long. RefSeq lists its product as uncharacterized. The transcript has a single exon. The coding region runs from base 1 to 1599 and encodes 532 amino acids. Gene Ontology annotation, molecular function: oxidoreductase activity, acting on CH-OH group of donors; flavin adenine dinucleotide binding. The record is from RefSeq and is a predicted model, not a curated record. NCBI's taxonomy places the organism in Eukaryota, Fungi, Ascomycota, Eurotiomycetes, Eurotiales, Trichocomaceae.
AUGGAACAGAGCUACGACUAUGUGAUCUGCGGCGGUGGGCUCGUCGGCUGCGUCCUGGCUUCACGCCUGUCGCACGCCGGACACAGCGUCGUGCUCCUCGAAGCCGGUCCUGAGGACUAUAGCGAGCAGGUCAUGAGCCCCGUUGCGGCACCUCGGUUGCUCGGAUCUCCCUUGCAGUAUAACCUGCAUACUACCAACCAGCCGAGAUUUGCAAACCGCGCCGUUCAUAACCAUGUCGGCAAGCUGCUCUCUGGGUCAAGCGCAGUCAAUUAUGGGCUCUGGACUCGCGGCCAUUCCGUCGACUACGAUGCAUGGGCAUCAGCAGUUGGGAAUGAGCGAUGGAGCUACAAGAAUAUGCUGCCGUACUUCAAAAAAUCGGAAACCCACUAUGACCCAGAAGCUGGUUCGGACUUGCAUGGCUUUUCUGGGCCAAUUGCAACAACGGCUGGUGCUCGCAUAUACCCGCUGCGAGAGACUUUCAAAGCCGCAUUUUUGUCCACAGGUCUUCAGUAUAACGCCGACACGAACAGUGGCAAUCCAUUUGGAUUCGGCAAAUUUACUGAAAAUUGGAAAAACGGCCAGCGGCAGCCAGCAGGAAAGGCUUAUGACUUAACUCGCGCUACCGUUAUCACCCAGAGCACUGUUGCAUCCGUCAUCUUCGAGGGGGGUGAUCAUAUUGCGUCUGGGGUCACCUUAACCAACGGAGCUCGAUACAAGGCCAAAAAGGAAGUGAUAGUUACUUGCGGUGCACUGAAGACACCACAGCUGCUUAUGCUAUCGGGAAUCGGCCCGGAAAAGCACUUGUCUCAACACGGCAUUAAAACUAUUGCCAAUCUACCUGUCGGGGAGAAUUUCCACGACCAUAUCUCCGCGGCUCUUUUUUGGAAAGUGAAGCAUCCGGAGCAAGGCGUCACUGUGGGCUCACCCCUAUUCAACAAGCCCGAGUUCCUUCACGGCAAUCCCAUGGAAUGGAUUGCAACUAUAUCGACACCGCGAGAAGAGCUGGUCAAGGCAGCCAGUAUAGAUAAUAUAGAUCACGAAGAUCCAUAUCUGAAGGAACCACGUGGUAACGCCGAAGUUUUUGUAGCUUACGCACCUAUCGCAGGUGAUAGCUCUCGCCCACCGGAUGGCACUCUUAUCUCAACCCCUGUCGUACUACUUUUGCCUACAAGUCGUGGAAGUCUAUUGUUGGCCGAUACCAACCCACUAUCAGACCCAGUUCUAGACGGAAACUAUCUUGCAACGGAAACUGAUCGUGCAGCGAUGCGUGCUGGAAUACGACUUGCAUUGCGUCUAAUGGAGACGGGCCCUGCUCGUGAGGCAAUCGACGCAGAGUAUCUUCCAGAGGGUUGUCUACCGCUGAGCAGCGCUUCCAGUGACGCUGAGAUCGAUCAACGUAUCAGUGUAGUCGCAAAUAGUUUCUACCAGAACGCAGGAACUGCGGCCAUGGGCACAGUUGUUGAUAGCGAGUGUCGUGUCAAGGGUGUCAAAAAUCUCCGAGUGUGCGAUGCGAGUGUGGUGCCGCUUCCCAUUGCUGGGCACUACCAGUCUCCAAUGUAUGCAUUUGCCGAAUCGGUUGCUGAUUUACUUUUAUAUUAG